Molecule: messenger RNA, 1741 nt
Organism: Linum tenue
Lineage: Eukaryota; Viridiplantae; Streptophyta; Magnoliopsida; Malpighiales; Linaceae
Source: the annotation of a GenBank genome assembly
UAACUCAUAACGAGCCUCCAUCUGCCACUCCACAAUUAGGGUUUUGCCCCCCGUCCCUCCAUUGCCCUCCACUUUGGUCAGUUUAUCGGCUCCGACGUCCGAAAUAAUCUUCUCCAACACCCUAGGGUUGCUGCUCUCUGCUGUUCUUAUAUAACUCGAGAUUUCCUGUCAAUUCUCCCCGGCAGGUCUGUUGGAAUUUCAUCUGCCAUGGGCACUCUGGUUGAAUCGCAGCAGCACUCCGAAAGUUCGAAAAAGAAGAAGACGAGAAGCAGAGAUAAAGAGAUAGCCGAAGAUGCUGAUGCCACCGCCGCGCAUCUCCAGAACGAUGGCGACGACGACGGAGCUCGGCCGCGGACUAUGAAUGUGAAAAUCGAGCUGAUUCCCGAACAUCCCGACCGAACUUCUCCUGUAGUGGGGUACUUCCCAUCCGGGUACAACCCUCUUCGCGACGGCGAUGGUGACCAAUCGGUGUUGCCUUCAGUCAAUCUGUACAGAAAUGUCCAGAGGAAGAAGGUAGAUGCAGGUGUGGGUGAUAAGGCUCCGAGCCGGAGAGGUCCAGAGAGGAUGGAGCUGGUGGUGACCCCUGAGGGAGGAUCGAAGGUGGAUUUUGUGGGAACAAGCUAUAAAGGCGAGGCGAGUAAUGCUCAAUUGGCUACUUAUGCGCUUGGGGUUCUGGAUAAAGAGACUCAGACUCUGAAGAUUAUGCCCAUUGCUGGAAAUAAGAUAUUCAGAUUGGAUGUGAGACGCCGAGUGCAUGAUAGGGUCGCCAAUGUGGAUGAACCAACGACGGACAAUCCCGAGCUCUCUGCACAAGAACAGGCAGCCAAGAAGAGAGUGCUUGCUGCUCACUUCGGAACUAAGCAGGCUGUGGCCAGGGAUAAGAAGAUGCAUGUUACAACCGGGAUCGGGGAAUCCGAGGUCGAUUUGGAGAAUCACGCAGACAUCUUCCCAGUAAACAAGGACGCUACAGUCACUACUGCUGUCGACAUGGCUCGAAACAUCCCUCCACAUAAUUGUUCAGCCACCACGCCUAAGGAAGCGUAUCCAUUGGACAGGAUUAUUUCCUCCAGAGAGUGGGAGUUCCUCAGGGACUUUGAGAAGAUCAACCUGCAAGGCGGCGAAGAAGGAUUUGAGACUUAUCCAUUAUUUGUUCGCAAUAGGAUCCAUAAGCUGCGCCGAGUUCAGGAUGACGAGGAGAGGAGAACUCUCUCAGGUAUUCUAUGCUACAUAACCCACCUCAUCAAGUACAAAGACUUGCAAUCCAUGGACACUGCGGAGUCAGCAAAGAGUCAUCGGUUCCCUGACGUUGUGAGGCUGAAGUUCAAGGACAUGUUCGAUUCAGAAACCAAAAGGCCAUCAGGUGACAAGAUGAAUCUGCUGAUCAGUUACGUUAUUGUCCUGACUUUGCACUUCGAUGGUUUCCAGACGGAAACUGCUGAUAUAACGAAGGAUCUAAGACAGAAUCCGAUCGCGAUGAGGACACAUUUCGAGAACUUGGGAUGCAAGAGUGCGACCGUGAAAAAGGUGCGGGUAAUGACGCUCCCUGUUCCCAUUCAGUUCCCGGUCGCUAGAAGGAAACGAAGAGGGCGUGGCUAAGACAGAUAACGCCGAGAAUGUGGAAUUGAAUUGCUGGUUGGAUGUUGGUUGGUUGCAAGUGUUAUUUUGUGUCUGUCUUUUGAAGUUAUAACUAUGCAGAAUUCUGCUUUCCUUUAUGGAAAACCAGUUUUGAUCAAUGCUCCCC